UUGGCAUGCUCUAAAGUAGCUAUUUAAUCAUGUUCUACAUUCGUUUCUUGUGCCUCCUUUUAAGUGUUUGUCUGAGCGGGGCACAAUGGGUGUACCCCGCGAGAGCAACACAUAAGUUGAAAUAUCCAGUAGAAUGCCGGUACGACUCUUGCAGUGUGGCACUCGAAGACCUGGACAUGUUGCUCAGACUUCAUAAAUCGCAGGACGACAACGUUCCUUCAAAUAGUGGCCUCAGCAACGAAAUUAUUAUGAAGCUGGUUAACGGUUUGAUAUACAUAGCUACACAGCAAUGUGCUCCUUGUCGACAGGAACCGCACGGAGGUGAUAAUGGUAUCACGACGGAAAGAAAUGAUAAUAGCUUGGAUAAUAAAAUGGGUGAAUUGGGUGGUGGUGGAGUAGGUGGAGGUGGUGUUGGAUAUGGUAUGGGUGGAGGUGGUGGUGGAUAUGGUAUGGGUGGUGGUGGUGUAAUUAGUGGAGGUGUUGGUGGUGGAAUAGGUGGGCGCGUUGAUGGUGGAAUAGGUGGAGGUGGUGGUGACGGAUAUGGUAUGGGUGGAUAUGGUGGGAGAGUUGGUGUUGGAUAUGGUGAUGGAAUAGGUGGAGGUGUUGGCGGUGGAAUAGGUGGUGGUGUUGGCGGUGGAGUAUGUGAAGGAGCUGGUGGCGGAUAUGGUAUGGGUGGUGGAGGUGGAUAUAGUGGUGGAUUAGGUGGUGGAUAUGGUGGGGGAGUUGGAGAUGGAUAUGAUGAUGGAAUAGGUGGAGGUGUUGGUGAUGGAAUAGGUGGAGGUGUUAGUGGUGGAAUAGGUGGAGGUGUUGGGGGUGGAAUAGGUGGAGGUGUUGGUGGUGGAAUAGGUAGAGGUUUUGGGGGUGGAAUAGGUGGAGGUGUUGGUGGUGGAAUAGGUGGAGGUGUUGCUGGUGGAAUAGGUGGAGGUGUUGGCGCUGGAAUAGGUGGAGGUGUUGGUGGUGGAAUAGGUGGAGGUGUUGGGGGUGGAAUAGGUGGAGGUGUUGGUGGUGUAAUAGGUGGAGGUGUUGCUGGUGUAAUAGGUGGAGGUGUUGGCGGUGGAAUAGGUGGAGCUGUUGGCGGUGUAAUAGGUGGAGGUGUUGGUGGUGGAAUAGGUGGAGGUGUUGGCGGUGGAAUAGGCGGAGGUGUUGGUGGUAGAAUAGGUGGGGUAGUUGGUGAUCAGUAUGGUGGUGGUCUGGUGGAUAUCAUGGUGGAGUAG
Molecule: messenger RNA, 1214 nt
Organism: Spodoptera litura
Lineage: Eukaryota; Metazoa; Arthropoda; Insecta; Lepidoptera; Noctuidae
Source: RefSeq, a predicted model, not a curated record